UUUAGUAUAGAUACCAUUAGAAUUCUGAAAAUGCGAUUUGUACUCUACAUAUCAUUAUAAUACUGAAACAAAAUGAGAAACUGAAAAGAAAAGUUUCUUGAAUUUGAUGGCAAAAAGAGAGUGAAAUAAAAGGAAUGAAAUUAAUCAAUGUGAGAUUUAAAAAAGAAAAGAACAGAGCUAUAAAAAUAUAGUAAGAUGGUUGAAUGAAGUGGGGUUUGUUUUAAAAAAAAGAUUAAAUAUAUUUCAAUGGUUAAUGUUUUGUUUCGAAUCGGAGAUUUAUUAGAUAAUUGAUGGGUUAAUAUUUUAAAUUCAAAGCUAGUUUUUAAAUAAUUUGGGUUCUUUCUAGUGUUGAAAUUUAAUUAUAAAUUUAUGAGAUGCGGGGUUUGAAUUUUUUUUAAAUAUUUAUAAAUUCUGGUACGAAAAUCGAUUUCUGAUAUUGUUGGACUAUAAAGAAAAAAAAGAGGGUUCAAAUUCCAUGCAUAACCAUCAUCGCUUGAGCUACUUUGUGAAUGUAAUCGAGUGCAACCUGUUUGUAGAAAUGUCUAGAACAAACUAGUCUUUUGACUGUUUGGAAAGGUGGAAAAGGAAUGCUCAUAUGAGGUGUUGAAAUUGUGAAUGGAGCUCACUAUAACGCAACCUGAUGAUUGGCAUCUUCACCUUCGAGAUGGCGACCUACUUAAAGCUGUUGUUCCACACAGUGCAAGUCAUUUUGGAAGAGCAAUUGUGAUGCCGAACUUGAAACCUCCUGUCACCACAACAGCUGCUGCUAUGGCUUAUCGUGAAUCCAUCUUGAAAGCACUGCCAGCCAAUAGAAAGUUCACUCCACUCAUGACUCUUUAUUUGACUGAUAACACUAGUCCUGAUGAGAUCAAACUUGCUAGAAAAAGUGGGGUUGUAUUUGCUGUGAAGUUGUACCCUGCAGGUGCUACAACAAAUUCUCAAGAUGGUGUUACCGAUCUAUUCGGCAAAUGCCUACCAGUGCUUGAGGAGAUGGCCAAGCAGAAUAUGCCUUUGCUGGUUCAUGGGGAGGUUACAGAUCCUAAUGUUGACAUAUUUGAUCGUGAGAAGGUCUUCAUUGAAACUGUUUUACAACCUUUGAUCCAAAGGCUUCCUAGGUUGAAGAUUGUAAUGGAGCACAUAACCACGCUAGAUGCUGUAAAGUUUGUUGAAUCUUGCAAAGAAGGAUUUGUGGCAGCGACUGUUACUCCACAGCAUCUUGUUCUGAACAGAAAUGCUAUCUUCCAAGGUGGAUUGCAGCCACAUAAUUACUGCCUUCCAGUACUCAAAAGAGAGACUCAUAGGCAGGCUAUUGUUUCAGCUGUGACUAGUGGAAGUAAAAAAUUUUUCCUUGGAACUGAUAGUGCUCCUCAUGAGAGAAGAAAAAAAGAAUGUCCUUGUGGAUGCGCUGGUGUUUACAAUGCUCCUGUUGCACUGUCACUAUGUGCCAUGGUCUUUGAAGAGAUGGGUGCACUUGACAAGCUAGAGGCGUUUACAAGCUUCAAUGGGUCAGACUUCUAUGGCCUUCCCAGGAACACAUCAAAGAUCAAACUAUGCAGAGCUACAUGGGUGGUUCCUGAGGCUUUCUCAUUUCCGUUCGGCGAUAUCAUUCCAAUGUUUGCUGGUAAAACACUUGAAUGGCAGCCAUCUUCAAUUUAAUUGCGCAUCACAUAUUGCAAUAAUGCACUAUGAUUUUUUUCGCUCAUCUCCUGCCCUAUUCUGCAACUCAGAAUAAAUUUUAUUAUGAAAUCCUUGAAUGCAUCAGACAGUUAAUGAA
This is a messenger RNA of Mangifera indica (mango), 1774 nucleotides long. Its product is annotated as dihydroorotase, mitochondrial-like. NCBI's taxonomy places the organism in Eukaryota, Viridiplantae, Streptophyta, Magnoliopsida, Sapindales, Anacardiaceae. Gene Ontology annotation, cellular component: chloroplast; cytoplasm. Bases 616 to 1656 code for a protein of 346 amino acids. The record is from RefSeq and is a predicted model, not a curated record. Gene Ontology annotation, molecular function: dihydroorotase activity. Gene Ontology annotation, biological process: 'de novo' pyrimidine nucleobase biosynthetic process; pyrimidine nucleotide biosynthetic process. The transcript has 8 exons.